AUGGAAAACUUCACUACUACGGAAGACGACUGCUGUGCCUUUGAGUCUCCCAUCCUGGACCGGGUCCUGCCUCCCAUCCUGGUGCUGGAGUUCAUGUUUGGGCUGAUGGGGAAUGUUGUGGCUCUGUGGAUGUUUAUUUUCCACAUGGACACCUGGAACCCCAACUCUGUCUACCUCACACACCUGGCCAUGGCCGACUCCAUCGUCCUGUUCUGUCUUCCAUUCAGAGCCGACUACUACCGACGUGGCAAGCACUGGAUCCAUGGUGAUAUCCUGUGCCGGAUUAUGCUGUUCCUGUUGAUGGCCAACCGCGCCGCUAGCAUCUUCUUCCUCACUGCGGUGGCUGUCGACCGUUACUUCAAGAUCGUUCACCCCAUGAACAAGAUCAACCAGAUGGGCCUGAACUACGCUCUGUGGGUGUCUCUGGGCCUGUGGGGCCUGAUCAUUGCUGCAACCGGGUACCUGCUGGCCAACGAACACUUCUUCAUCCGCAACAACCGGACGCAGUGCGAGAGCUUCAACAUCUGCAUGGGCUUCAGCCCGCUGUCUACGUGGCACAACACCUUCUACGUGAUCCAGUUCUUCUUGCCCACCGCCAUUGUCACCUUCUGCACCUUCUGCAUCACCUGGCAGCUGAAGAACAAGACGAUCGACACCGGGGGGAAGAUCAAACGCGCGGUGCAGUUUGUCAUGGCCGUGGCACUCAUCUUCAUCAUUUGCUUCUUCCCUAGUACGGUGUCUCGGAUCGCUGUGUGGAUCCUAAAGGCCUGGUACAACGAGUGCCGGUAUUUCAAAGAGGCCAAUUUGGCAUUCUACACCUCUGUGUGUUUCACCUACUUCAACAGCGUGCUGAACCCCAUUGUGUACUACUUCUCCAGCCCUGUCUUCAGCCAGACCUUCCUGAAGCUGUUCAACAGACUGCUGGGGAGGAAAGAGGAGGAGGGACAGCCAGCCUCGCCUGAGACUGGAACUGGGACCGGCAGUCCGAACACAGUGUCAGGGAGGAUCUGA
Coregonus clupeaformis (lake whitefish) is the source of this 1011-nucleotide messenger RNA. RefSeq names its product hydroxycarboxylic acid receptor 2-like. The record is from RefSeq and is a predicted model, not a curated record. Gene Ontology annotation, cellular component: membrane. The coding region runs from base 1 to 1011 and encodes 336 amino acids. Gene Ontology annotation, molecular function: G protein-coupled receptor activity. The transcript has a single exon. NCBI's taxonomy places the organism in Eukaryota, Metazoa, Chordata, Actinopteri, Salmoniformes, Salmonidae. Gene Ontology annotation, biological process: G protein-coupled receptor signaling pathway.